Molecule: messenger RNA, 2589 nt
Organism: Lampris incognitus (smalleye Pacific opah)
Lineage: Eukaryota; Metazoa; Chordata; Actinopteri; Lampriformes; Lampridae
Product: taste receptor type 1 member 3
Exons: 8
Coding region: 1-2589 (862 amino acids)
Biological process (GO): sensory perception of sweet taste; sensory perception of umami taste; G protein-coupled receptor signaling pathway
Cellular component (GO): membrane
Molecular function (GO): G protein-coupled receptor activity
Source: RefSeq, a predicted model, not a curated record
AUGGCUGUACCUCCCCAGCUGUUGGUGCUGUGCUGGAUGUUUGGACUGGGUUGCUGUCAAAAUUCACAUAGCUGGUUGCACAACAUCCCUACCAGCCUCUUCAAUCUGUCUGGGGACAUUUUGCUAGGAGGUCUAUUUCCCAUCAACCUGUUCACCGGCAACCGAAGUCAGAGUGAGAUGCCUAAUGACAUCAGCUGUAACAGCGUAAAUGAGGUUGGACUGGGUCUUGCUAUAGUGAUGAAAUACACUGUGGAUGAGAUCAAUGCCAACCAAAUGCUGCUCCCAGGCAUCAAGCUGGGUUAUGAAAUCUUUGACACAUGCUCUCAAUCUUCUAUUAUUGUGAAGUCUACCGUCUACUUCCUCACGGAGAAAUCCACCGGAAAUUUGGCUGUCAAGUGUAAUUAUACCAACUAUGAGCCCAGGAUGGCAGCUGUAAUUGGUCCGGCCACCUCGGAAAUGGUGUCAGUCAUAGGAAAACUCCUGGGAUUCUUUCUGAUGCCACAGAUUAGCUAUGGAGCCACCAGUGAAACAUUCAGCAACCGGUACCUCUACCCAUCUUUCCUGCGUACGGUGCCCGGUGACAAAUGGCAAGCGGAGGCCAUGCUGCACCUGCUGAGGGAAUUUAAUUGGAACUGGGUGGCAUUGGUGGGCAGUGACGAAGAGUAUGGCCGCAAGGGCCUGGAUGAGGUUUCCCGGCUAGCAGUAAAGAUGUCUAUCUGUGUGGCUUAUAAAGGGCUGAUCCCCAUCUACAGCGAGGCUGAGCCCGUAGUCAGAAACAUCCUGGACAACAUUAAAGCAACCAAAGUAGGCGUGGUAGUGAUCUUUUCCCUCGCUCCGUCGGUGGAAAUUUUCUUCAAAGAGGUCAUUAGGAGGAAUAUGACCGGUGUAUGGAUCGGUAGUACGGCGUGGGCCUUCAGCGAUCGUCUGACUCUCCUCCCCAACAUUCACACAGUUGGCACAAUCAUAGGAUUUGCAGACAGGACGCAGACCCUGGACUCGCUGACUAAUUACACAGAGGUACUCCUCAGCAAACUAAGUGGGAGCCUGUCCUCUCAAGCUCUACCGUCAGCCACAGUGGGUCCCUACGGUCCAUGCCCACAAUGUUGGACCUUGUCACCUGCAAAUAUAAGCGUUGUGACGACGCCUUCAGUGCAGCGUGGAGCUUACAAUGUCUAUACUGCCAUCUACAGUGUGGCACAGGCACUGCACAAGCUGCUGGGAUGCAACGCAACCAACUGCGUGUGGGGAGCUGAAAGCAAGAUCCGCCCUUGGCAGCUGUUGGAAGUGUUGAAGAAUAAUCCUUUAGAGAUGAAUGGAACGCAUUUUGCUUUUGACAGCAGUGGCAGCCUAAACAAGAGUUACGACUUGGUGGAGUGGGUCUGGAAAAAUGCAAGUUUGCAUUUUAUAAAUGUUGGAACCUUUAACAAUAAACUUUUACUCAACAAAACCCUCCUCACAUGGCACAUGGCAAACUCGGGGGUCCCUCAGUCCACCUGUUCAGCAGAAUGUGUGGCAGGCCAGGUGCGAAGAGUCAAAGGCUUCCAUUCGUGUUGUUUUGACUGCAUCAACUGUUUGGAGGGCACUUUCCAGGCAGGAAAGGAUGACAUCCAGUGCACUAACUGCCCUGAGGGACAGUGGUCCCUAAUGCGCAGCACCAAUUGCAGUCACCCUACCUUUGACAUCUUAUCCUGGGACAAGCCUGAGUCAGUGGGAAUGAUGCUGGCUGGACUGAUGCUGCUGAUGUGCCAGGGGUCAGUGGGGCUGCUGUUUCUGAAAUACAGAGGGACCCCGCUGGUAAACGCCUCUGGUGGGGCCCUGAGUGGUGUGGUUUUGCUCAGUCUGUCAGCAGGCUGUCUCAGCCAGCUGCUUUUCCUGGGUCAGCCUGGUGACCUGGUGUGUCGUCUGCAGCUACCCCUCACCUCAAUCUUUCCAACAGUGGCCCUCUCCAUUAUUACAGCCAUCUCACUACAGAUACUCUACAUAAAUGAGUUCCCUCAGAAAGCCACUUCUCACCUGGACAUGAGAGGCCUUGGAGUCUGGCUGCUUGUGAUAAUCUGCUGUUGUGUACAGGCAGGGCUCUGCGGCUGGUAUGUGCAGAGAGCAAUUUUGCAAUCUGAGCACCUAGCUCAGUUAAAAAUAAGAUUUUUGCGAUGGUUUUUGACAUGUCCUGCAGAGCCCGCACUGGGCUUUGGCUUAAUGCAAGGCUUCAACUGUGGCUUGGCCCUCAUAUCCUUCAUGUCCACCUUCAUGGCGGCGAAGCCUCUCCGACAGUAUAACCUGGCCAGGGAUAUCACCUUCUCCUCUCUGAUCUACUGUGUCAUUUGGGUGAUCUUUAUCCCCAUCUAUGCCGGCAUGUCUGACAAGCACAGAUCAUUUAUUCAAAUGUCUUUCAAUCUGGUAAGCAACAUGGAACUAGUGGCAGCCUACUACUUUCCAAAGUGCUACCUGUUGCUGAGCAAACCGGAGCUCAACACUUCGGCCCACUUCUGCACGUUUCUGGAAGGUGCACCACCGACGCCUACUGAGGAGGAGCAGCAAAGCCCAUCGCCACAGUCAGAGCAAGAGACACAGUACAGCCAAGAAGAGUAA